Torulaspora globosa is the source of this 540-nucleotide messenger RNA. It is a transcript of the gene LDB18, whose product is annotated as Ldb18p. The coding region runs from base 1 to 540 and encodes 179 amino acids. The transcript has a single exon. Lineage: Eukaryota; Fungi; Ascomycota; Saccharomycetes; Saccharomycetales; Saccharomycetaceae. The record is from RefSeq and is a predicted model, not a curated record.
AUGGAGGCUUCUGAGAUGCUAGAAGGGCUUUGUGAGCGUGUUGAGAGGCUGGAGGUGGUGUUGGGUGAGGUAGGUCCGCUUUCUGAUGACGAUCUCUGCGAGAAAGUUGCGUCUGUAACGCGAGAGCUGCAAAGAGUCUUUCGAGAGGGCCAAGAAUACAGCGAACAUCUGUUGCAAUUGCUGGAAAUAUAUGCUCUGGGGGAUCACGAGAGGGGUGAGGACCACGAGGUGAAGUUGCAGGCUAUUUUGAGCCGUUACGACGAGAUUUUUCGGUCACUGAAGGAGUUGCGCAAACUGGACGUAGCAUACCAGGAACUUUCCAAGCAGGAAAUGGACAGCAGGAUCCCUGUGGUGGAGAUUGGGAAAGUACAGCAGCUUCCAGCGCUCAUGGAGGCAUGUAACAGACAGCUGGUACGAUCGCUAUCAUUGGUUCAGAGGUUUGCAUCCUGGAAUGUGCAGACCAAUGAGCUCUUCUGCGAGCUUAAUAACAGAUUGAAAAUGCUCGAGCGCGACAUUGACUCUAUGUCUGACUAUGUAUGA